Molecule: messenger RNA, 2964 nt
Organism: Labrus mixtus (cuckoo wrasse)
Lineage: Eukaryota; Metazoa; Chordata; Actinopteri; Labriformes; Labridae
Product: indian hedgehog B protein-like
Exons: 4
Coding region: 714-2045 (443 amino acids)
Biological process (GO): protein autoprocessing; cell fate specification; smoothened signaling pathway
Molecular function (GO): patched binding; calcium ion binding
Source: RefSeq, a predicted model, not a curated record
ACAGAGGGACAAAGACAACAGCUGGACAUCAGAGGUGGCAGCAAUAAAGGGUACUGUUUACUACAUUUUGUUUAAGUGUAGACAGGACUGAUCCAAUGCGCCCUGUACCCAGGAAGGGCGGGGUGGGUGGCAGAGCGGGGACGGGAGAGAGGGAGAGGAGUGAGGAGGAAGGCAGGACUGGCAGGGUGCGGUCUGAAGUGGCAACAGAUCGUUUUGGAUCAGUCAAAUCCCUCCAAUUCAACUGGAAAGCUGCAGCUUGUUGCACGCUGGCCGCAUCUGGAGAGGAAGAGCUUUCAAACAGAGGCUGAUGCUGUGACAGCUCCCAGCGCAAAAGAAAAGAGAGGGAGAGAAACCACAACACUGCAACUGGGAUAUCAGUAACCACUCUCUCUCUUUAACUCUCUCACCCACCAAAUCGACUUUGAACCUGUUUGUUUAAAUACACGGACUUUACAGCCUGCAAACUUACUGUUGAUUCUGUCAGGCGGAGGGAGCGAAGUUUCUCUAUUUUGCUCUAUUUUGUUUGGAGCAGCUGAUAACUUUUUGGUGUCCUCAUGGUGCCCGGUGCAGUUGGGGUGCUGAGCUUCUUGGAUCAGAAUUUCCCGGACGUGAUACAGCAGCUGUCACGGACGAUGGAGUCGGGAGCUGAACCGGAGAGGUACUGAAGACAUCUCUCUCUCUCCCCCGGGAGAGUCCUCCCUCCCCCCGGGGCGAUGCGGAUCUCGUUCCUUCUGCUCACCGCCUCUCUGUGUGCCUUGGUCCUCCUCCUUGCACCUGCCUCGGAGGGCUGCGGACCGGGGAGGGGGCACGGCAGGAGGCGGCUCCCGAAGAAGCUGAUCCCGCUCGCUUACAAGCAGUUCAGCCCCAACGUGGCCGAGAAGACCCUGGGAGCCAGCGGGAGACCCGAGGGCAAAAUUACGCGCAGCUCAGAGCGUUUUAAAGAGCUGACGCCGAAUUACAACACCGAUAUUAUCUUCAAAGAUGAGGAGGACACGAAUGCAGACCGGCUCAUGACCCAGCGUUGUAAAGACAAGUUGAACUCUCUUGCCAUCUCUGUGAUGAACAUGUGGCCGGGUGUGAAGCUGAGGGUGACGGAGGGCUGGGAUGAGGAUGGUCACCAUUCGGAGGACUCACUGCACUAUGAAGGACGGGCUGUGGACAUCACCACUUCUGACAGGGACAGAAAUAAGUAUGCCAUGUUGGCUCGGCUGGCAGUAGAAGCUGGAUUUGAUUGGGUCUACUAUGAGUCCAAAGCCCACAUUCACUGUAGUGUCAAGUCAGAACAUUCCGUGGCAGCCAAAACUGGUGGUUGUUUCCCUGGUGAUGCUCAGGUCAUGCUCGAAGACGGGACUACAAAACUGAUGCGUGACCUCCUUCCGAGCGACCGCGUCCUGGCUUCUUCAGCAUCAGACGGUCGGGGCCCCCUGCUCUACAGCCCGGUCUUAUCCUUUCUGGACCGCCAACCCAACGUCACAAAGAUCUUCUACAUCAUUGGCACCAACUCAGGACUUAAUAUUACUCUCACAGCCGCUCACCUGAUCUUUGUCACAGACUGCACAAGUGAGCCGAAUGGGAAAGAGACAGCUGAAGGGCCUCUUGUUGGCUCUGUACGGGAAACCAGGCCUAGCUGGGAAUCAGGCCUCCGGACAGUUUUUGCCAGUGACAUCCUGCCAGGACAGUGUGUGCUCACUUCACAAGUGAAAGAGGGCUCACAAGCAACACUUUCAGUCGUCACCUUCGUAGAGGAACAGAGGAGCACCGGAUUGUAUGCUCCCCUUACCCAGCAUGGGUCCAUAGUGGUGAAUGGCGUGUUAGCAUCUUGCUAUGCUGCCAUGGACAAUCACCACUUAUCCCACUGGGUCCUGGCACCCCUGAGAUUCUUCUACAGUCUGAUGGGACCUUCAGAGCCACAAAUUGACGGCCUGCACUGGUACCCCUGGCUUCUUCAAACGCUGGGGCAAAUACUGCUGGACGCAGGACACUUUCACCCCUGGGGGAUUGAGCAAGGACUCAGAGAUGAGCAACAGAGACAUGUCUCACACUGAUGAUGUCAUUUACAUACCUGUAAUCAGAAGAACCAAAGCACAGAUCCCCUGAGGGAUCAGGGACAAUUCUUUUUUGUAGUGGAAACAAUGUUUUUACCAUAGAGUGCAUAAAACAUGGACAAAGUCUCAGUGACGUCACCCAUUGGUUUCACAAGCCGAGUUUUGAAGCCCAAUGAGGGUGGUCGCCAUAUUGGAAAUGCUGUCUCAAACUAACUUUUGGUCAAUCUAGUAACAGGCAAAGAGGUGGAGCUGAGUUAGGCCUUUAGCCUCCUGGUGAACAGCUUUAAAGCACUCAUCUGUCAGUCAGAUCAGACAUGCCACUAAUUAUGCAUAACUCAUUCAUAAAAUCCAAAUGAACAAGUUAAAAAAAAAAUCACCCCGCCCUACAGUGUUUACAAGUAAAGACAUGAACUAUUGAUAAAAAAAAUAAUUGAGGCAGGCUGUUAACAUUUUUAUUUUGGCACUUUAUCAUGUGUGUUAGGGGGACUCCUGCAGCCAGUCUCAAGAGGACACUCGAGGAAAUGCAGCAAUUUGCACUUCCACAUUGGCUUUAAUUUCCAACACCAGAUUGCCCUUGGUUUUUACUGGCUCUGCCUGCAUUUACAGUAGAACAUUUUAAUUUUGUAAAGAAGAGACAUAGAGGAUUUAUUACACUUUGUUAAAUUAGGUAAUUCCAGGAGAUUUUGAAGACUGAAAGAAUUAGGUUUGACAGGAAAUCCAAGCCUUUGGACAAGAAUUUUAUAAGCUCAUGAUGAAAAUGAACUUGAAUACCAACAGAAUAUAUUAACAUGAGCAUCUCAUAUUCAUAUUAAAACUGGAUGUUUAAACAGUUCCUCAAGGAGUACCUCAGAAAUAGCUAAAACAAUUAGGAAAGGUGAAUCAACAAAACAUUUAACCAUCUGAAGAUCAUGCUGUGGCA